Messenger RNA from Pungitius pungitius (ninespine stickleback), 2865 nucleotides. RefSeq names its product lysosomal protein transmembrane 4 beta (gene laptm4b). The coding region runs from base 155 to 832 and encodes 225 amino acids. The record is from RefSeq and is a predicted model, not a curated record. The transcript is spliced from 7 exons. Lineage: Eukaryota; Metazoa; Chordata; Actinopteri; Perciformes; Gasterosteidae. Gene Ontology annotation, cellular component: lysosomal membrane.
ACAACGUCUCGAACACUCGCUGCAUGCGGCGCGCUUCCACCGUUGUCGUCGCGGCGUGGAAUAGUUGCUUCACUUGGCCGUGGAGGAGGAGGAGGGGGCUCUGGAAGGGGUCGUGCAUUGAUGAAAUAACGCCAGCAUCGGAGCAGGAUUAAGGAUGAUCUCUCCGUGGGACCGGUGGUACUCGACGAGCUGCUGCCUCUGCUGCCAUGUCCGGACGGGCACCAUUAUUCUGGGGAUAUGGUACAUGCUCAUCAACGCGGUGGUCCUACUCAUCCUGUUGUCGGCUCUCAACGACCCCGUUCAAUACCGCUACCACCUCACCAGCUCCGAGCUGGGAACCGACAUCGAUGUCAUGGACGAUGCAAAUAUCUGCAUUGCCACUGCGAUAUCCCUGCUCAUGAUUCUCAUAUGUGGCAUGGCAACGUAUGGUGCUUACAAGCAACACGCUGCCUGGAUCAUUCCGUUCUUCUGCUACCAAAUCUUUGACUUUGCCCUCAACACACUGGUAGCCAUCAGUGUGGUUGUUUAUCCCAACACGGUGCAGGAUUACCUCCAGCAGCUGCCGGGGACAUUCCCUUACAAAGAGGACAUCAUGUCCACCAACAACGUGUGCCUAAUUUUCGUUGUCCUCCUCUUCAUUGGCUGCAUCCUCUCCUUCAAGGCCUACCUGAUUGCCUGCGUGUGGAACUGCUACAGAUACGUGAGCGGCAGGGGCACCACAGAAGUCCUGGUUUAUGUCACCACCAAUGACACCACGGUUCUGCUGCCCCCGUACGAGGAGGCCUUUGCCAUACCACCGAAGGAUCCCCCUCCCCAGUAUAUGGAGGCGUGAGAGACGUCCCCCACAGCCCAUACUCCGAACACGUCUCCCUCCUCCGACAUUAGGACCCCAGCGCUGGCCGGGACAAGCUGAAAAACAGACAAAAGUCUCUGAGGCUCAAAUUCCUGCCAACUUCUAAUUAGAUUAGCCUGACCCUGAGCCAGUAUUGCCCCCCCCCCCCCCCCCCACUCGCGAUGCUCUCGCUUUUCCUUGCCUCCUCGUUUCCUCUGUCCUACACAAGGACAGUAUCACAGCAACUCAAGUCGCUACCAGCCCUCCCUCCUGGCAGCAUCUGUCCCCCCUGGCAUCCAUCUCAGCCCCCCCCUCCCCUCCUGAACAUUCUGUCCCAACUUAAUUCGCACUUUUCUUUGAGUGAAACGUGUACCGGUUUGGCCACCAACUGUUAAUCCCCCGAUACUGUGACUCUCCCUCGUGGUCUUAGUCUUUGUCAGCAAACCCACCCCAAAGACAGACAGACAGACAGACAGACACAGAGAGAGAGAGAGAGAGAGAGAGAGAGAGAGAGAGAGAGAGAGAGAGAGAGAAGCGAUGUACACCAUCAGUUAUGCAAGAGCACUUUUUCCAGAAAUUGACAAUUCCCUUUGUCGAAUGUAAUGACAAGGUAUUUUUGUAUGACAUUUUUGUAUAACGGCAUAAAUUGAGGGGGGGGGAAAGAAGUGAGUGGGCGAAGGCUUUCCUUUUGUGAUGUCAUACGCUGUAGCUAUUCCUGCAGGGGGAAAAGGUUUUGUCCUCCCCCGCCCGGUGUCCUUUGUGUCCACGUAACACGCCGUCUGUAGACAUGUGACCCACCAACGGCCCGCAGGCGAAACCUCGUCCACCCGUCCAUCUCAACCCCCGAUAUUCCAGUUUGCCUUCCUCUCUGUUCCGACGUCUCAAAGGCCGAGAAGGACAUCCGUGUCGUUUGAAGCAUGCAAACAUGGAUGUGUCUCACACUGCAGACGGUGAAAUGUGAGACACAGAGUGUGUGACAGUGAUUCUGUGUCGUGUUCUCGUUGAGCUGCAGCAGCAUCGUUAGUGUCUUUGUUGCUUCUUUUUUUGAACGUAUCACGGUGUAUAAUCGGAUCUUUGUAGGUGCGCUAACUUGGCUGGACUGAGGGCAUUUUCUAUGAAGGCUGAGGGCAUUUUCCUAUGAAGGCGGCGCAAAAACAUGCAGCUGUACAUGCAGAGACCGCUCGUGUGUUUGUGUGUGUGCCUGAGCGCUAUGUGUGACGUCGUGAUGUCACUCCUGGUUCCUUUUAUAUGUGGUAACAUUUCCUUUGCACGUGCAGUGAUGUCGUGUUGAGAUAUUUCCUGUGCUGGUGACCUUUUAAUGAAAUUAACGAUGGCCGGGAAUUUGAAGCAGUGAUUUAGCUUAGCGUAGUAGCACAAAGUCGAUUCACAGUAGUCGGAACUAGAUGUUUGUCUUUUGCUUAGAACUAGUCAGAGGAUAAAGAGGAAUACUAAUGGAAUAAACAAUAUUAGAUAAACCGAAUCCCAUUUUUUCCUAUAAUUGCUAAGUAAUAUUUCCUAUCGAUUCCACACUAUACAACAGUGCAUUCAACAACUGAUUCUAAUACUGUAUUUAACAAUGUAGCCGGACAUUUGUUGGCCCCUUUGUCAUUUUUCUCCUGUGUGAAUUAUGACCACUGCUGUUGCAAAUCCAACAUAGCUAAACAUUGCACUUUAAAGCCAGCGUGAGCUCACCGGGAGCUGAUGUGGGUUUUUUUAGUAUUCACCUUCUGGGCAGUCUGCCGUAGUUGAGUGGUUCUAAACACAAUCCACCGCCAGCUUCUGGACGAUAGAACCGUCUGUAACAUCAACUUGUCAGUGGGUGAUGUGUCCGAUAGGAGACUGGAGGAGGAUUUCAGCUGUAGGGUUUAGCGGAAAGGCUUGUACAGUAUCUGUAUCAAUUGGAUGGACGAUGUCUCAUUUUAUUAGAAUCACUCCCAAGACUGUUCUCCAUUGCUUUCCAUUCAAACAAAUCCUAUUGUUGGAUCUGCACAAGCUCAUGUCCUCAAUUCUGAAUAAUAAAAAGCUAAAUCAGC